GGACUCUCCCGCGUCUUUCCUGCGGCUAUGUAGUCCGUCAGUCCUCGACUGUCCUGAGCAUGCGGAGCUCCCUCGCGACUCUCUGUCUCGUGGUCAUCCUUGCCUAUACCGAAUCUAAUGUCUCCACGAGACUGCCCGGCCUCAUCGAAAUUGUGUGUGCGCGCGCGCACUAUAGUUUCAAUUUUUAAAUUGUCCUUGUUCAUCUUAAUGUAAGUGCUUUCAGUGUAGUCUGUUAACGAAAUAAAAGGGUUUUUAUGCCGAAAGGCUUUUCCCUCCAAUACAGUGUGAAUUCAGUUAAUCGGACCGCUCAUUCCUUUCCUAAAAAAUCCGAAAUCAUUCUAAUCUAGGCUUUUAUGUGCCUCCCACAAAAAAGUGUCCGCAGAUGUCCCAGCAUACUCUGAUGAUAUGAUACUCAUCGUCGCAUACUUAAGCAUGUAUUAAUGCGUGUCCGACGAUAAAAACACUACCACUACACGCGAACGCAAUAUGAGCUAUCCAUAAUCCAGCUGUCUCCUGAAGAGUACGCGCAUGAGCAGUCAGCAGAUGAGACGCGGCGCGUGCAGUCGCCUCACGCCUGGGCCCUGGCUAGCGAGAGGCGAGCGUCCAAAAUUCACGGAAUCCGGCAGUCUUUAUCUAUGCGUAUACUGUUUAUCAUCCGCCGGUCCACCCCCCUGUUGUCUCUUUCUUGCACAUCGAGUCUCGUAAUCGAAUCUGAUAGUUCGUUGUACAAGUACCUAUAUAUGAUGUGCAGUGCACAAACGGAGCUGACGAGCCGCGAGAGAGACGAUGGAGACCAUCAGGAGUGCGUUGUCCUAGUGUCUUUGUGGCUGCGUCGGCCCCAACAGCGACAACUUGUCCCGAACAAAUAAGCGCGUAUUCGGUAACAUGGCCGAGGAGAACGGCUCCAACUCGGACUUUGGCGGUUCGCAGGAGAACCUCGCUGCCGCCGACCUAAUCAAUCUGGAUAUUGAGGAGCUGGACGAUGCAGAAUAUGCCAUCCCCGCUGUAGACAAACUGCCUUCAUUGGAGAGCAUUUUGGCAGAGCCUGACUGUGGCUCGUUAUCGGGUACGGACGAUGAUGUGGGGGCUGCUGCUUCUCUGGAAAAGCUGUCUACGAGUGAAACUGUCAGCGUGGGGAGUCUGCUGUCGCUGAACUCACCAAGUAGGCCAAAAACCAGGCAGCCUCCUCUAUCGGGGGUCAUCCUAAGGCAUGUCAUUCUCAAGGGAAUAUGCGCUCAGAUUGCUUCUGCAAGCGAAAAGAUAAAUGCUGGACUGGCCAGUGCGGUUGCAGCAGGUGGCAACAUGCUCGCAAUAGGGACCAGUCAUGGACUUGUGCUGGGAUUUGAUUCAGCUCAGACUUUGAGAUGGUGUCAUAGAGACACAAGACAUCAAGGCUCCAUAUCCGCUCUCUGCUUCAAUCAUGAUGGGACCAGAAUCCUUGCAGGCUUCGCCAAAGGAUACAUUCUCAUGAUUGACAGCUCCAAUGGCAAAAUACUUCGAACUCUGACAGAUGUUCACCCACCAGGAACUGCCGUUCUGCAUGUCAAGUUUACAGAUUCUCCAAAGCUGGCUCUUUGCAGUGAUAGUGGUGGCUCAGUUUUUGAACUGACUUUUACCAGAACCAUGGGUGUAAGGGGCUGUGAAAGCAAGUGCUUGUUCAGUGGCUCCAGAGGAGAGGUCUGCAGUCUUGAGCCUCUACUUCUCGACGAACUGGCCAUUCACCCGUUAAAGAAUUACACGCUUGUUGCAAUGGCGACUUUAUCCAAAGUUAUCGUAGUGUGCAUACGACCCAGAAUGCGCGUCGUGCUGACUCAUCCGUUAAAUGGUGCUCCCAUAGCUCCUCCUCAGGUCGCCUGGCAAUUGGUGGUAAUACGCUCUGUCAACGCGACGCGAAUUAUUGACCCUGUCUUAGCUUUGGGUAGGGAUAAUAUUAUCCACUUUUAUCAAGUAUGUAGUGAAGCCGGCAUGCGCGUACGACUGACGCCCCUGAGGCGCAUAAUCUUAGACUACACGAUGAGCUGCCUGCGCUGGAUGAACUCGCGCUCGCUGGCGGUGCUCGAUAUCCACGAGAAGCUCCACUUGCUGGAUGUACGUACACAGGAGAAUCUCGAGAGUCUGGAUGUUAGCAACGUCGGGCUAUCAUAUGCCUCAAGCCACUUUAAAGGCCUGUCAACCGGUGGGAACGUGUCGAAAGCGAUGGCCUUAGCUGGAGAGAGGGCUUGUUAUAACACCGUUAUUACAUUUGGAUCGCAACUUCUGUUGCUCGGCAUGAAGAGCCUGCACGCUAUUUGCGUAAGAACCUGGACUGAGAGGUUGAGGCACCUAACAAUGCAGAAACGUUAUCGAGAAGCUCUGGAGUUAGGCCUAGACUUUUACCGGGACAAGGGCAAAGCUGUAGUUGGUCUUCGGGGCUCGAAGCAACGCCGAAAGCAGAUAGUUCAAGAUAAGGUUUGCCAGGUUCUAGUACGCUAUAUGGAUGAGCUCUCGACCACCUCGGACGCCAGCAACAGCGCAGAGCUUGAGAUUGUCGGCACUUGCGUCGAGUACUGUGUCCAGCUCGAAAGCACGGAGCUUCUUUUUGGCAAACUCUGGGAUUUGGUGUCCGAAUCAGAGAAUUUACGAGGGAUUUAUCUGAGAGCACUCGAGUCGCCUUUAUUGGAAGAAAGUUUGCCUCCUCAGUUGCCACCGCUGAUUGCUCAGCAACUCGUUGCACUUUUCAAUCAGGAAGAUCGGCUUGACUCGCUGCAGGCGAUUAUUAUCCUGCUGAACGUUGACUGCUUAGAUAUUCACCAGGUAACAACAGUAUGUAACGAGCGAGGGCUCUGGGAAGCGCUAAUUCAUCUGCAAACGGCAGCGUUGGGAGACUAUACAGCGCCUAUCCAUCAACUAGUCCCUACGCUUCAAAAAUAUUUAAUGGAUAGCGUAGAUAGUGCUCAGCCAUGGGACUGCAUAAACCUCGGUAAUGCGCUUCUCGUCUAUGCAAGUUGUUGUCUCACAGGCCGGCAGUUUCCACGCAAGAGCGAGUUACCCGAGGGAUUGCCACGCAAAGUCAAGGCUGACGUUCUAAGGGCACUGCUGUCCCAACACUCCAGUCUUGCCAGCGACGCAGAGAGACAGUAUCCGUAUCUUAGAACGCUGCUGAGAUUCGACGCCAAGGGAUUCCUGGACGCGAUAGCAAUGGCCUUUCAGGAGCCCGAGUUUACGUCGGAAAUGGGUCUAAGGCAGCGGCAGCGGGUCGUGGAUAUACUUUUCAAUAUAGUUACAGCAAGCACACCGAUGGGCCCUGAGAAUUCGGAUUAUUUGACAAACGAGCAGAAAAUCUUUGUACUGGUUUUCAUUGUCGACGAAGUCAUUGAGUGCACGGUGAAUCUCGAGUCGAAUUCACUUCAUAGGAUCGUUGAGAUACUAUGCGUUGAGAUAAAUAGUGAGCAUAAAGUCAAGAGAGAGAAUGCCAUAUUAAAAUUGCUGCACGGAAACAAACUCAACAACGUUACCGAAUCAACUCUGUUAAAUCUUACUCGCAAAGCUAAUUUUUUGCGAGUAUUGGAGCUGUUGCACACGAAUCGCGGAGACUGGGAAUCUGUUUGCGAGUGUCUGAUGGCUGACCCACGGCGUCACUCUGAAGUUUUACCGUUAAUACAACAGCUACCUACCAUCCAGUUGGACGAUAUCGUGAAAAAGCAUGCCUCCGAGUUGGUAAGCAUCGAUGCGUCGGGUUUUGCGAGUAUCAUUAUUUCGCGACUCACGGACCAGAUAGCUCGAAUCCUUGAAAGUUUGCGCAAUAACUCGCAGUGCGAAUACGCUCUGCUGUCGGCACUGCAUGCUUAUACAGAAAGCGAUAAGAAGGAUCCUGAAACAACCGAUAAAGAAGAGGAGGCUUCGCCCGAGGAUAAGACCUCUUUUUCAGCCAAAGUCGAACUUCCACCGCAAGCGUUAGAGAGAUUUCUAAAACUCAUGUGUGAUAUUGAACCUGAUAGGGUGCUAAAACAUCUUCAAGGGCCAUAUUGUAUUCAGCCGGUACGUGCAUUACAAAUAGUUAAAGAAGCAAGCCGCAAAGAUGCAGAGGCAGAACUACUUGAACAAUUGGGUAACUAUCAUGGUGCCUUUGAUCUUCUGCUUGGUCGACUUACCGAGAUUACCAAUGAGAGCAACCGAAAUGCAUCCACAGAAAAUGAAGCCGUUAGAAUUACAUCACAACUAGCAGGCUUGUGCAGGAGAUCAGCAGGAACACUUGACUGGAUACCACUUGUUGACGUUGUAUUAAGUUUGCAGUCUAAUAAUGAUGUUCAAAAAAGUAGCAAAAUUCUAGGUGAAAAGUUGUUAAAAGUUAUUUUAGAGACUCUUAGCGGUACGACUGCUCUGUCGACGGUUUUAGAGCAUAUUUUAAAGCAACCUUUAUCUACUGGUGGUACAAUGGGAGAUGUGAGACAGCUUUUGACUGGCGUUUUAGCUCAGUCUAGAUACGAGCAAGUUCUCGUACAAACGACCGCGAGAUUAGUUAGUCUGGAAUUGCAUGAAGCAUUGAAAAGUUCAUUGAGAGAAGCUGGCAAAGCGCGAACUUGUCAUUCUUUGAUUUGUCCCAUUUGCAGAAGAGUGCUUUCUCACGCUAACAAUUGUUUAGUAGUAUUCAAUUGUAAUCAUACAUAUCAUCUGGAAUGCUUAUCAGAGCCAAAAUUAUGUUACGAGUGCUUGAAUACAAAAGGUUGGGCACUUCCGGUUACGGAAUUUUUACCCCCUUCCCCUCGAAGUGGAAAUUCUAAAGGGUCUCAGGAAAGAAAAAAAUUGGAACCUCCAGCUUUUAUGCAGCAAAACAAACUUGUUUCACUAAGACUUGCACCUCCGGUUCCUUGGCCAGAUUUGGAAGAUAUUUUAUAGUCUAGUCACUAUUGAUAAUGUAACUGAAACUUUUACAUCCGGGAAUUGGUUCAGUUCCAUUUAAGUCAACAUGGCAUCUCAAUACUCAACCCCUUUGUACAUUUGUAUACAACUGUAGGUAUAUUUGUAAAUUUAUCAGUGCGUUGUGUAAAAGUAAAUGAUAUAAUUAUAUCUGUUCUUGGUGAUGGAACAGCUAUUUGUUUCUUAAUGUUAUGUAAUUUAUUAUUCAAAUAUAUUGUAAUGUUAGUAAAUUAAUUUAAGUUAUAUAUAAAUAUAAUUUACUAAAAUUAAA
Molecule: messenger RNA, 5167 nt
Organism: Nasonia vitripennis (jewel wasp)
Lineage: Eukaryota; Metazoa; Arthropoda; Insecta; Hymenoptera; Pteromalidae
Gene: Vps8
Product: vacuolar protein sorting-associated protein 8 homolog
Exons: 13
Coding region: 886-4875 (1329 amino acids)
Biological process (GO): protein targeting to vacuole; endosomal vesicle fusion
Cellular component (GO): late endosome; HOPS complex
Molecular function (GO): protein binding
Source: RefSeq, a predicted model, not a curated record